AUGGCAACGGUAAAGAUGAUUUUUUCUCUCGCACCUAAGAUGCAAUGGUCUUUACAUCAAUUAGACAUUUCUAAUGCAUUCUUAAAUGGUGACCUCGAUGAGGAGAUAUAUAUGAAAUUACCACUAGGCUAUGCUGACUUACAAGGUGAAGUCUUCUCUCCUAAUGUUGUUUGUAGAUUACACAAGUCGAUUUAUGGACUUAAGCAGGCGUCCAGACAAUGGUUCUUGAAGUUUAAAACUACUCUUGUGGGUUUUGGCUUCGACACAUGUCAUGGUGAUCAUACCCUUUUCGUGAAAGAAGAAAAUGGUCAGUUCUUAGUAGUUUUGGUAUACGUAGAUGAUAUUCUAAUUGCAAUCACAGAUUCUACUAUGGCUUCUGCUCUACGAGAUCAACCAAGGUCUGUUUUCCAGCUUCGAGAUCUUGGUCCACCUAAAUAUUUUCUUGGCAUUGAGAUUGCCAGAAAUGAGGAAGGGAUCUGUCUUACUCAGAGGAAAUAUGUUCUUGACUUGUUAGAGACUACUUGUUUUUCGGAUUGCAAGCCAUAUCCUGUUCCCAUGAAGCAAGACCAACAAAUGUCUUUGACUAGUUUCUCACGACGAAGGAAGAAGAAAGUUGCUACAGUGUCUGAGGGUGAUGAAGAUUAUGAGGUUGAACCUGCUCAUCCUUCUGAUUCUACACUUGCACUUUUAACGGAUACGAAGCAGUAUCGUAGAUUGAUUGGAAAGCUUCAGUAUCUGACCAUCACUCGUCCAAAUAUUACUUUUGCUGUUUCUAAACUUGCUCAAUACUCAUCUGCUCCGCGAAAGUUUCAUCUUCAAGCUGCACACAAGGUACUUCGUUACUUGAAGGGUACUAUUGGACAGGGCUUAUUCUAUGGCAAGGAUGAUGACUUCUCGCUUAGAGGAUUCUCUGACGCAGAUUGGGGAGCUUGUCCCGAUAGUAGGCGCUCUGUUACUGGCUAUGCCAUCUUCAUUGGUCAGUCCUUGGUAUCUUGGCGAUCCAAGAAGCAAGAUAUGGUUUCGAUGAGCUCUGCAGAAUCUGAGUAUCGUGCCAUGAGUGUGAUUACCAAGGAGCUAUUGUGGUUCACAUAUAUCUUGAAAACGCUUCGGGUACCUUUCUCUCUUCCCGCUUAUUUGUAUUGUGAUAAUCAGGUUGUUCUUCACAUUGCGAGUAGAUGA
This is a messenger RNA of Camelina sativa (false flax), 1179 nucleotides long. NCBI's taxonomy places the organism in Eukaryota, Viridiplantae, Streptophyta, Magnoliopsida, Brassicales, Brassicaceae. The record is from RefSeq and is a predicted model, not a curated record.